CCCGUCAGUAGUUUGCGCGUGUUUGAAAUUCAAGUCCAGUAAUCCGACUGACACCGAAUCGCGCUCCCGCGCACACAGUCUGUGUUUGGCAUGAGCAAUGGCGAGACUCAAUGAAGCCGUGCCGUCUGCCGACAAUCUCGAAAUCCUGCGCCGCAAGUUUCUGCGGCAGAACCGAGACAUUGCCCGCAUCAACUCGAGCCAGUCGCUCCGCAUCCGCGCCCUCGAAAACGAAUGCGCCCGCCUGCUGUCCGAGAACCUCGACCUGCGCGGCCAGAUCCUGCGCCUCGAGAAUGAGGCCCAUGACAACACGGCGCAGAGGGUCGCCAACCACGCGCUCGAGAUCAAGGCCAAGCUCGAGGCCCAGUUCAUCGAAUGGGGGUCCAUGCUCGCCUCUCUAGGCCUAGAGCCGCCCUCGAAGCGGCGCUCUCCCGGAGGCCGCAAGUACGCCCAGCCCCGGGCUGCCGCCAGUCGGAGCCCCCCACAACGCCGAGUGCGCAUCGACACCAUAACAGAUGCCGAGGCCCAGGCUCUGCGCGAGGGCCGGCUGCCGCCCAUCCAGGAGAACAAGUCGUUCCCCCGCGCCACCAUGAACAGCGAACAGAUCCUAGCCCUGUGCUCCGAGGUGGGGAAUACGAGUGAGUCGCCCGAUCUGGGCCCGCCGCCCGUCUCGCGCUUCGUCGAAGAAGCGACGCCCGAGUCGCCCAUCAGGAAGUCGGGGACAGACGAGCCCGCAGAACAGCCUGACGAGAGCUCCGAGCCGCCCGAGACCCAGCCGCCCCCCAAGCUAGACUACGACCGGAAGCGGCCCAGCAAUCUUGAAGCUAGGCUGGACCCGGAGAGCGUGGCCGUCAAGGAGGUCAGGGAGGUUAGGGAGGCCAGAGAGGCCAGAGAGGCCAGAGAGGCCAG
Lasiosphaeria miniovina is the source of this 906-nucleotide messenger RNA. Its product is annotated as Shugoshin N-terminal coiled-coil region-domain-containing protein. The annotation marks the transcript as partial. NCBI's taxonomy places the organism in Eukaryota, Fungi, Ascomycota, Sordariomycetes, Sordariales, Lasiosphaeriaceae. The record is from RefSeq and is a predicted model, not a curated record. The transcript has 3 exons.